AUGGUCAAGAAGACAAUCUUCGUGGCCCUGGCGAUACUGCUGGUGGCGGCCGUUGCCACCUUUGUGGGUGUCUUCUUCACCGUGGGGACGAAGAAGAUCCCAGUUCAGAAGGUGUACCUGAAGGCAGCUGUGGCAGCAGAUGCUGGGCCGUGUUCAGAGGUCGGCAGAGAUAUACUGCAGAAAGGAGGAUCUGCAGUAGAUGCCUCCAUAGCUACUUUACUCUGUGUUGGACUCAUGAACGCUCACAGUAUGGGCAUCGGAGGAGGACUUUUCUUCACAAUCUACAAUGCAACAACUGGUAAAGUUGAAACCAUCGACGCCAGGGAGACGGCACCUCGCAAUGCAACAGAGAACAUGUUUGGGAACAGCACAGAUUCAGCUCAGAGAGGAGGGUUGUCUAUCGCUGUACCAGGGGAGAUUCGAGGUUAUGAGAUGGCACACAGGCGACAUGGGAAACUGCCGUGGAAGGACUUGUUCCAGCCGAGCAUUCGUCUUGCAGAAGACGGUUUUCCUCUGGGCAGGGCGCUCGCCUCUGCUCUGUCCAAAAACCAGAAAACAAUCAUCGAUGACCCGGCUCUGUGUGAAGUGUUUUGUGGGAAAGCGGGUGAGGUCCUGAAGGAAAACGAAACCAUUAAAUUUACCCAGCUUGCAAAAACCUAUCAGAGGAUAGCUGAGGAGGGUCCUGAUGCUUUCUACGAGGGAACACUGGCUCAGAGCCUUGUCAACGAUAUUCAGGCCAAAGGCGGUAUCAUCACAAUGGAGGAUCUGAGGGAUUAUAAGGCUCUCUUGGAUGAGGAACCGUUAAGUGUGGAUGUGGGGGAGUACAAGAUGGCUGUUCCAAAUGCCCCCGCGAGCGGCCCUGUGCUCUCGCUGAUAUUAAACAUCCUGAAUGGGUACAACUUCACCUCGGACAGUAUGGGAAGCACCGGGAAUAAGAUCCUCACGUACCAUCGCAUCGUGGAGGCCUUUCGCUUUGCUUAUGCAAAGAGGACGUUGCUCGGAGAUCGGAGGUUUCUGAACCUCACCGAUCUCAUCAAGAAUAUGACUUCAAGUUUCUUUGCCAACGAGCUGCGUGAGAGGAUCACAGACGACACCACACAUCCCAUGAAUUACUAUGAGCCCGAGUUUUACGUGCCUGACAACCAGGGGACCUCGCACAUGUCCGUGGUGGCAGAAGAUGGAAGCGCUGUGGCGGCCACCAGCACCAUCAACCAUUUUUUGGGUUCCAAAGUCAUGUCAGGAUCCACGGGGAUACUUCUCAACAACGAGAUGGACGACUUCAGCUCUCCGUACAUCACAAACGGCUUUGGUGUGCCUCCUUCACCCAACAACUUCAUCAGGCCAGGGAAAAGGCCGAUGUCGUCCAUGUGUCCAGCCAUCCUCAUUGAUAAAAACAACAAGGUGAAGAUGGUGGUCGGAGGCUCGGGAGGAACGAAAAUCACGACUUCCAUUGCUCAGGUGAUUCUGAACACACUGUUCUUCGACCUCGAUCUGGAAAAGGCCGUGUCGAAGCCGCGGCUCCACAACCAGCUGAGUCCCAACGCCACCGUCGCCGAGCCCGACUUUGACAAAGACGUCAUGCAGGGUUUGGCAGCAAAGCACCACGAGACGGAGUUCCUCAAAGCGUCCGGAGCUGUGGUGCAGGCGGUGGUUCGUCAGGUGGACGGACUCCACGCUCAGUCGGACCCUCGAAAGUGGGCCUACGCUGCGGGGUACUGA
Messenger RNA from Pleuronectes platessa (European plaice), 1719 nucleotides. It is a transcript of the gene ggt1b, whose product is annotated as gamma-glutamyltransferase 1b. Gene Ontology annotation, biological process: glutathione catabolic process; regulation of immune system process; peptide modification. Gene Ontology annotation, cellular component: plasma membrane. The record is from RefSeq and is a predicted model, not a curated record. The coding region runs from base 1 to 1719 and encodes 572 amino acids. Gene Ontology annotation, molecular function: glutathione gamma-glutamate hydrolase. Lineage: Eukaryota; Metazoa; Chordata; Actinopteri; Pleuronectiformes; Pleuronectidae. The transcript is spliced from 12 exons.